Penicillium malachiteum is the source of this 1119-nucleotide messenger RNA. RefSeq names its product zinc-binding alcohol dehydrogenase family protein. Lineage: Eukaryota; Fungi; Ascomycota; Eurotiomycetes; Eurotiales; Aspergillaceae. The record is from RefSeq and is a predicted model, not a curated record. The transcript has a single exon. Gene Ontology annotation, molecular function: oxidoreductase activity, acting on NAD(P)H. Bases 1 to 1119 code for a protein of 372 amino acids.
AUGUCACACCUCGCCGCUGUCUGUCUCGCAAAGGGCCAGCCUUUCGAACUUCAAACCCGCCCAACCCCAAAGCCAGGUCCAGGCGAGCUUCUCAUCGCAGCCAAGUCCGUAGCACUCAAUCCGGCAGACUGCAUUAUGCGUGAUCAGGGUCUCUUUAUACCAUCAUACCCUACAGUGAUCGGGUUCGACGUCGCAGGCCUGGUCCUUGAAGUUGGUGACAAUGUCCCUGUAAAUACGACCGAUGAUGAACUGGGCCCUUCGUUCCGACCGGGGGUUACCCGUGUUGCUGGAUAUUCCGCCUCAUUCUGGAGAUCUUUCGACCCAGAUUAUGGCAUCUUUCAGGAAAGAUGUCUCGUCCCUUGGCAACAUGUCAUACCUCUUCCCGAUACGGGUAUUUCGUGGAACGAAGCGGCAUCUUUACCUGUUUCUUGUCAGGUACCUCUCAACGCAUGGGAUCUGAUGGGAAUUUCACGGAUCGGGGAAACUCCAUCCUCGUCUACUCCGGCUCCGGUUAGAAAGAGUGAUGUUCUUCUAAUAUGGGGUGCUACUUCCAGUGUGGGCUCGAUGGGCGUCCAAACAGCCCGACUAUUAUGCGAAGAUCCGACAUCUUCUUUCGCCGCUGUGUAUGCCACUGCUGGUGCGGUGAACAUGCAGUUUGUAGCUUCUCUAGGCGCCGAUCGCGUCUUCGAUUAUAAAGAGCCGCGUGUCGUUGAUAUCAUUGUUUCGGCGGCGAAAGUGGAUGGUUUGGGGAUUCGACACUGCUUUCUUGCGAAUGGGAAACUGGAGUUGUGUCAGGCUGUGCUCAAGGCUUUUGUUGGAGACAAUCAAGCAGGGAAGAGACAAAAGGCGAUGAUUGCGUCAGCACCAGUCAUCCCUCCGGGCACAGAAAUGGAGGGCAUAGAGACCGUUUUUGUGUUUCCCUCAUUGGAAGAAGAGGAGCGAUUAGCUCAGUUUCAAUAUUGGAUGGGAUGGCCGAGGAAGAAUCUGGCCAGCGGGGCUAUUAGACCAAGUCCAGAGCUCAAGAUUGUGGGCAAAGGUUUGGAGGCGAUUAAUGCCGGACUGGAUAUGUUGUCUCGUGGAGUGAGCUGUACGAAGUUGGUUGUCGAGAUUUCAGAGUAA